Molecule: messenger RNA, 493 nt
Organism: Racocetra persica
Lineage: Eukaryota; Fungi; Glomeromycota; Glomeromycetes; Diversisporales; Gigasporaceae
Source: the annotation of a GenBank genome assembly
AUGCACUUUCAGAAUGACCUAACAACUCUUUAUUAUUGCCUUCUGGUAAACUCUUUAUGGUGUGCAACUACUAUUCCGAUAUUGUGGUCAAAUCCUUGGAAAUAUCAUUAUGAACUGCUUCCAAAUGGCCGUUUAUCAACUGAUCAUAAACGAUCGACUCAUGUGGAAAUUCAAUCCUUGUUACUUUUGAAGACUCUCUCUACUUGUUUCUCGGCUGACUCAAAACUUUUCUUACUUAAUUACGGUAUCCGUAUCGAUUCUGGUCCUCCUCUUUUCGACUAUGCAAGAUAUUGUAGAUCCUUGGACACUUAUGACAUAGAUUACAUGUUAAGAAAGGCUCAAAGAAAUCAUCUUUGUUUUUACACUGAAGACACAAGAGACUUUGUAGGAGUGGCAAUUUACAGAUUAUUAUUUCUUCAAAGUUCUAAAAUUGAUCAUUUGACCAUUUCACAUCAAUUACCUCGCAUCUAUUCUCAAAUUUGGUUCUUUCCUG